Molecule: messenger RNA, 1551 nt
Organism: Lolium rigidum
Lineage: Eukaryota; Viridiplantae; Streptophyta; Magnoliopsida; Poales; Poaceae
Product: putative RNA-binding protein Luc7-like 2
Exons: 11
Coding region: 16-981 (321 amino acids)
Biological process (GO): mRNA splice site recognition
Cellular component (GO): U1 snRNP; U2-type prespliceosome
Molecular function (GO): mRNA binding
Source: RefSeq, a predicted model, not a curated record
GCCCGUCCGCCAGCCAUGGACGCGAUGCGGAAGCAGCUGGACGUGCUCAUGGGGGCCAACCGCAACGGCGACGUGCGGGAGGUCAACCGCAAGUACUUCGACCGCGACGUCUGCCGCCUCUUCCUCGCCGGCCUCUGCCCGCACGACCUCUUCCAGCUCACGAAAAUGGAUCUCGGACCUUGCCCCAAGGUCCACUCGCUUCAGCUGCGGAAAGAUUAUGAGGAAGUAAAAGCAAAGGGGUCGGAGAACUUCGACAGGGAGCUCGAGGAUAUGAUCGAUCGGCUCAUCGUGGAGUGCGAGAGGAAAAUUCAGAGGGCCCUCAAGCGUCUCGCUGACGAGGAUGCCAAGGCCGCUAUCGCAAUAUCGGUGUCCGAGGUUACUCUGGAUGAAGAGGUUUUGCGGUUGUCAAAGGAAAUCAAGGAGAAAAUGAAAGAAGUUGAUACCUUCGAUUUUGAAGGGAAAACUGAUGAUAAAAUCAAGGCCAUGGAAGUGGUGGAGGAGUUAAGAUCUAAAAGGGCUGAUAUGCAGGCUACCCUCUUGCUUGAUGCCUUUAACAAGGACCGUGCUUCAAUACCUCCAUCCGCUCCAGCUCAAAUAGCACCACUGCCACCACCUCCUCCUCCUGAUGCUCGUACCCAAGAACUGAUCAAUGAAAAGCUAAGCAAAGCUGAAGCCCUAGGUGAACAAGGGAUGGUAGAUGAAGCACAAAAAGUUUUAGAAGAAGCAGAAGCUCUAAAAAAGUUGGCGGCAUCACGGCAGGAGCCGGCUUCCGAUCCUUCUAAAUACACCGUUGCUGAUGUUCGAAUUACUGAUCAAAAGUUGCGCCUCUGUGAUAUAUGUGGAGCAUUUCUGAGUGUCUAUGACAAUGAUCGACGUCUUGCGGACCAUUUUGGAGGGAAGCUACACUUGGGCUAUAUGCUGAUUCGUGAGAAACUGAAAGAACUCCAGGUGAUGAUUGUAAUGUCCCAUUUUCUGCUUUAAAGAGUUACUCUGUUUUGGGCCUUUUGGCAUCUGUGAGUUUUCUUAUCUCAAGGAAGAGCCUCCAGGUUCUUGCCUUCUCUAUAUGCUAUUUUAUCUCACAUUGGAGGGCGCCAUGGUUGUUACGAUAGUCAUUACAGGAAUUAGUCAGUGUUGCAUAAGUGGAAUCUCAUGUGACAACCAUCCUCCUUCCCAUGGCAACAACAGCUGCCACUGUAUAUUGACAAAUGUAAGCAUAGGAGUGAGCAGACCAUGGUAUGGCGAAUCAUGUUUACUUAAUUGUGUCAACUUCCUCACAUAUACUCAGCUUAGUAUUAUGUUGAUCAGAAGCUGGAGCUUGCUUUCUGCUUGGUGAUCCAUAUUUUGUAGAGCUGGUGAUAAAUAGUACCGGUUAAGUUACUCUGAAAGUGCACCAUUUGCCAUCUUUACCUGUAAGUUACAACUUGUUCAUAUGCCGCCUGCUCCAUGAAUAUGUAAGUUGUCAUUGCUGAACUAAUCUCAACUGUAAUGUAUCCUCGCCUUUCAUUUUGACGCUUCUCUUCGUUUUUUUACCGUCUUUUGAAUUGAAGUCUC